Saprolegnia parasitica CBS 223.65 is the source of this 2364-nucleotide messenger RNA. RefSeq lists its product as hypothetical. The transcript has 3 exons. The record is from RefSeq and is a predicted model, not a curated record. Bases 1 to 2352 code for a protein of 783 amino acids. Gene Ontology annotation, molecular function: GTPase activity; GTP binding; GDP binding. Gene Ontology annotation, cellular component: plasma membrane. Lineage: Eukaryota; Oomycota; Saprolegniomycetes; Saprolegniales; Saprolegniaceae. Gene Ontology annotation, biological process: intracellular signal transduction.
AUGGAGGUCCGUCUCUUCGUCUACAAGAACGAGGCCGGGUCCGAGGGCAAGGUCGUGCCCCUCAAGGCCGGCGACAACCUUGCCAAGCUCAAGGCGCUCGCAAGCAAGAAGCUUAGCGUCAAGGCGAAGCGGCUCUUCCUCGCGUCGGGCGCCGAGAUUCACUCGAUCGACGAGCUCCAGAACAACGACACGCUCUACGUGAGCGGUGGCGAGGGCUUCUACAAGUCGCUGCCGGCCGCGUCUGGCCACGAGACCUUUCACGUCUCGGUGCUGGGCAGCGGCGGUGUCGGCAAGUCGGCGCUCACGCUGCGCUUCGUCAAGGAUUACUUUGUGCGAGACUGGGACCCGACGAUCGAAGACGCGUACCGCAAGACGAUCGAGGUGCAGGACCAGCUGUGCAUGCUCGAGAUCCUCGACACGGCGGGCCAAGACGACUUCGAGUCGCUCCGCGCGCAGUGGAUGAUGGACAAGGACGGCUACAUCUUUGUGUAUGCAAUGGAUUCGCGCACGAGUCUCCACGAACUGCAGCCGUUCUUUGAGCUCCACCUGCAGAUCAACGAGACGAAGCGGCUGCUGCCGCCGAUCAUUUUGGUCGCCAACAAGAAGGACCUCGUCGAGCAAGAUCCGUCAAAGCGGCAGGUCACGAGCGACGAGGGCCGGCGCGUCGCGGCGUCGUACAACGCGACGUAUAUGGAGACGAGUGCGCUCACUGGCACCAACGUCAACACGAUCUUUGAACAGUUUGUCGUCGAGGCGCGCAAGAAGCGCCUGCCACCGCAGAAGAAGCGCGCACCCGAGUUUCACCUCGGGCCAUACGCCAACCAAAGCAACGUUCCCGUCGUGAUGCUCGGCCGCGCUGUCCUCGCUUGCCGCUGUCCCGCGCUCAGGCCUUCCAUUGCGGCCUACUCGACGUCGCCUGGCUUUCUGAAGCGGAAGCCCAAGCACUGGAACAAGCCCAACUUGAACGAUCGGAUCGUGUCGACGCAGUCGGUGUCGCACCUCCUCGACGUGUACGCCAAGGACAACCUUCAGUUCACGCGCCUCCACUUGGCCAUGACUGCGAGCCGCCUCGGGAAGCUCCGCACGCCAUACCACAAGUUUGCCGACGUCGACAAGCAGAUCUUCCACGACCUCGCAUCCGAGCUCACGCGCCGCCUGCCCGAGCUCACGGCGCGCGACUUUAGCAACGCGCUGCAUGGGCUCACGCGAGCCCGGGCGCCCGACAGUGUCAUCUCCGCCUUGAUUCACUACUUUGUCAACGAAAUGGACCUGGACGCGUUUCAGCUCACGGAGCUCAGCAUGGUCGUGCAUGGCCUCGCGUCAAACCGGUUUAGCGCCCAGUCGUGCGCUGCGUUCAACCACGCCGAAGACCGCCUUGUGGAGCUCAUUGCGAACGACAGCGGCGUCGGACCGCAGCACGUGGCGAAUAUUGUCUGGAGCUACGCGACCGCUGGCGCCUACGGUGCGUCGGUGUACGGAGCCGCGGAAGCCUACGUGGCCACGCACGGCCUGGACGCCUUCAAGCCUCAAGAGCUCGGCAACUUGAUCUGGGGCUUCAUGCGGUCGCAUCCGAAUCACGGGUCGUUCGUGUUUGAGGCCGUCGCCGACCACCUCGAGGCGCGGCCGCUGCACGAUUUUACGACGCAGAACAUUGGCAAUAUCGUUGCGGGCUUUGCCAAGGCCGACCACGUGCUCUCGACGGCGGUGCUCGAGUCUGUCGUGCAGCACUUGACGCAGCGCCUGCCCGACUGGCUCGAGAAGCCGCAGAACCUCUGCAACACGCUCUGGGCACUCGCCCUCUUUGAAGCGACGGACCUCGUGCCGCUCAAAAGCGUCCUCGACGGCUUGUCUCGUGCCCAACUGGGCCUGCUCGAGAAGCGUCAGCUGUACCAGUUUCUGCUGGAAGCGUCGCUGGCGACGGACGCGCCGCUCACGACCAUGUAUCCUUCGCUCUACGCGGCGACGCAUGCUGCCAUGAUGGCGGACGACAGCAGCCGCGAAGCUGGCCGCAGCGCGUUCGUGCCCGUGGGCCUCGAAGCCGUGACGCGGGCGCUGGAAGACCGGCGUCUGCACUUUGAGACCAACGUCAUGACGGACGUUGGCUACACGGCGGACGUCGAGGUGCACUGGCCGGGAGCCUCGCACCGCGACCACGGCGUCCUCAUCAUGAUUGACGGCCCGUCCCGCUACUGGAAGCGCAAGAUGCGGCUCCGAUCGCGCAUGAAGAAGCGCCACCUCACGGGCAGCGGGUACCACGUUCUGAGCUUGCCGUACUUUGCAUUGAGCGAAGAGACCAUUGACGCUGCGCUCGACGACCUCGAGCGACAAUUGACGCUGGACCGUAAGGCAUAGUCGUUGUGGUUG